CUCUCCUCUCCUUUUCUCAGUUUCGCUCGCUCUCGCUCCCUCUCAGACUCGCUCUCGCAGUCCUCUCUGUUUCUGUCGCACCUACAUACUUCUCUCCCCCUCCUCCUUAUCCUCCUUUUCCUUCUCCUUCUCCUCCUUCUACUCCUUAUACAUAGUAUACCAACUCCGCUAUUUCUAAAAACGUAACGCAAUCGUGGCGACGUAUGCGAGGAGCGCGCCAGAGAAACCACGAGUGAGGAGGCGCGACGUACGAACAGCGAGUUGUAUUUAAUUACGGAGAAAUUAUUGUGCGAGAAAAAUAAGAAAAUAAAGUGAUAUAAUAGUGAAUAACGGGAAAAUCUGCGUUAACGUUGUGCAAAACUAAACGUGAAGGGACUGCUGUUAUUUUGGAUCUUAAUCGCAACGUCGUCUGUCUCUUACUCGUUUACGUUUAACGUUCACUUUUUCUUUCCGUCUCCCUCUUUGCAAUACCUUUUUUUUUGUAUAUCUUUUUCUAUUUUCGCGUGACCGCCAUAGGAGUAAUCAAGUAAUAGCGAUGUGUGAUAAUACUAACACGACGACGCAGAGUAUAGCGGACUACCUGUCACAGUUACUAAAAGACCGAAAGCAGUUAGCUGCUUUCCCUAAUGUCUUCAUACAUGUAGAGCGCCUACUAGACGAAGAAAUCGCGAAAGUGCGGGCGAGUCUUUUCCAAAUCAGUGGUGUCAAAAAGGAACCAUUGGUUCUGCCAGAACCAGAUGGAGACAUCACAACGCUAACGGAAAAAGUUUAUGUGCCCGUUAAAGAACAUCCAGACUUCAAUUUUGUUGGGAGAAUUCUUGGACCACGUGGAAUGACAGCCAAACAAUUGGAGCAAGAAACAGGAUGUAAAAUUAUGGUUAGGGGAAAAGGUUCUAUGAGGGAUAAGAAAAAGGAAGAGUUAAACCGAGGUAAACCAAACUGGGAACAUCUGACAGAUGAACUGCAUGUUUUACUAACAGUUGAAGAUACUGAGAAUCGUGCCACCUUGAAACUUGCCAGAGCUGUAGAAGAAGUCAAGAAACUUCUUGUUCCCGUGCAGGCUGAUGGAGAAGAUGAAUUGAAGAAACGACAAUUAAUGGAACUUGCUAUUAUCAACGGUACAUAUCGGGAUUCCAACACGAAAGUUGCUGCAGCUACAGCUUGCGAUGAAGAAUGGAGACGUGUAGCAGCAGCCGCGGCAGAAACUCAGCGACUUCUUCCGGGCUUAGCCACACCUAUGAGGACACCAAGUGCUCCGUUGGGAGCACCGUUAAUACUCUCGCCACGGAUAUCUGUUCCAACGACCGCGGCGUCUCUUCUGAACGGUUCAGGCCCACCAGGAUCUCUACUUUCUGCCGGUGAUCCUCAUGGGUUAAUUUACACGCCAUACGCCGAUUACGCCAACUACGCAGCCUUGGCAGCCUCGCCUCUUCUCACGGAUUACACCACUACUGAUCAUUCUGGUGCAGCAGCCGCUGCGAAACAACGUAGGCACUUGGGUCAGAUUCGCGAGCACCCUUAUCAAAGGGCUGGCGCUUUGUCGUGAAUCCGGAGAGCGCAAUAAUAAUACUGUACGCGCCUCCGCGAAAAGGCUUGGAGUGCUAACAAUGGAAUCCACUCGCCCCGUGCUAACACCUGGACUCUGGAACAACAUCCGCGUUCGAUCGGUUCACCAACCAGAUGACCACCUUCGCCGUUCGCAUCAC
This is a messenger RNA of Habropoda laboriosa, 1706 nucleotides long. It is a transcript of the gene how, whose product is annotated as protein held out wings. The coding region runs from base 536 to 1546 and encodes 336 amino acids. Gene Ontology annotation, biological process: regulation of mRNA splicing, via spliceosome. The transcript is spliced from 8 exons. Gene Ontology annotation, cellular component: nucleus. Gene Ontology annotation, molecular function: mRNA binding. NCBI's taxonomy places the organism in Eukaryota, Metazoa, Arthropoda, Insecta, Hymenoptera, Apidae. The record is from RefSeq and is a predicted model, not a curated record.